Striga asiatica is the source of this 3267-nucleotide messenger RNA. The record is from the annotation of a GenBank genome assembly. NCBI's taxonomy places the organism in Eukaryota, Viridiplantae, Streptophyta, Magnoliopsida, Lamiales, Orobanchaceae.
CAAAAAAAAAGAGAAAAAAUAAAAUAAAAGGGAGAUAAAAAAAAGUUCCAUGAUCAGAGAACACUUUUUUUCUUCUUUUUCUUGCAUGGGUUUUUAGCCAGAUCUGAACCUCUGGUUGUCUCUCUCUUUCAGCAUAAGCCCUAAUCAUCAUUAAGGGUUUUCAAGGACAAGGAGAUUAGCGAGAAUUUGGGGUAUAUUUUGAGCGUUACACUAAGGGAAAUAAAAUAAAGAUAGUGUCAAAGGGACAGUUCACACAGUCAACUCUUUGUUCUUUUGUCUUAAAAAUCUUGUUUUUUUAUAGAAAAAAGAUAAGGGAAAAAAAUGAAAAACAAGAAAAGUCCAUGGCUAAUCUGUUGUUACUUGUAACAAUCUCGUUUGCUUUGCUCAGACACUCCCAGAAAGAAUCUAUUAAAACUCAACGCACUAACUUCUAAAAACCCCAUUACACACCCAAGUCAGAAAAUUAUAAGAGGAGAUAGAAAAGAAAGAGAGAGAAAAGGGAAGAUUGAUAGAGAAAAAAAAGUUUCUAGGGUUUCUUGGUGAAGAUGUCUAGGGAUGUCGAUGAGGCUCGAUCGAAAAAAAAUUCCGGCAAUCGAGGAUCGAUUAAGUCUAUGCUUGUACUCAACAAAUUAAAAAGUUAGCCAGCCAGGCCCUAGCUCAAGAUUCACCGAAAGCCUCGAUUUUACGCGCAUUUGAUCCGUUAAAAGAAACAACGAUGUUUCAGCCCAACAUUUUCGACAGUCAUCACCACCUUCUCGACAUGAGUCAAAAAACACCCGAAAACGAGAUGGACCUCAUUAGAGAUGAUGAAUAUGAGAGUAAAUCGGGCACGGAUUUGAUGGAGGCACCAUCUGGAGACGAUCAAGAUCCAAAUCAACGGCCCAAGAAAAAACGAUACCAUCGCCACACGCAGCACCAAAUCCAAGAAAUGGAAUCGUUUUUCAACGAGUGCCCCCACCCGGACGACAAGCAACGGAAGGAGCUCGGGCGUCGACUAGGACUCGAGCCUUUGCAAGUCAAGUUUUGGUUUCAAAACAAACGUACCCAAAUGAAGGCCCAACACGAGCGCCAUGAAAACACUCAGCUUCGGAACGAAAACGAGAAGCUAAGGGCAGAGAAUAUACGGUACAAAGAAGCCUUGAGCAAUGCAACUUGCCCCAACUGUGGUGGCCCGGCUGCCAUUGGCGAGAUGUCGUUCGACGAGCAGCACCUCAGGAUCGAAAAUGCUCGUCUAAGAGAAGAGAUUGACAGGAUAUCUGGAAUAGCUGCAAAGUAUGUGGGCAAGCCCAUGCUCUCAUACCCACAUCUUCCCACCGGCUCAUCAUCACGCUCCCUCGAACUUGGAGUCGGAAAUUUCGGGCCGCAAACGGGCCUUACCGGUGAGGUUUACGCUGCAUCCGAUCUUCUCAGGUCUGUUUCGGGCCCAACAGACGCCGACAAGCCCAUGAUUAUCGAGCUGGCCGUUGCAGCUAUGGAGGAACUGAUCCGUAUGGCUCAAUCCGGCGAACCGUUGUGGAUUCCUAGCUCGGAUAAUUCUUCCGAGACAUUAAAUGAGGAAGAGUAUGGGCGGGCCUUCCCGCGUGGGAUCGGGCCCAAGCCUUUGGGCCUGAAAUCCGAAGCCUCUCGGGAGUCCGCGGUUGUGAUCAUGAAUCAUAUCAAUCUUGUGGAGAUACUCAUGGAUGUGAACCAAUGGUCAAGUGUGUUUGCUAGCAUUGUUUCAAGAGCUGUGACUUUGGAUGUUUUGUCCACUGGUGUGGCUGGCAACUACAAUGGAGCACUACAAGUUAUGACAGCCGAGUUUCAGGUCCCGUCUCCUCUGGUCCCGACUCGCGAGAACUACUUUGUCCGAUACUGCAAACACCACUCGGACGGGAGUUGGGCAGUUGUCGAUGUCUCGUUAGAGAAUCUCCGACCCAACUCUGUAUCCAGAUGUCGCCGUCGGCCUUCCGGUUGUCUCAUUCAAGAGCUUCCUAACGGUUACUCAAAGGUCACGUGGGUGGAGCACGUGGAAAUAGACGAUCGAGCCGUGCACACCAUAUACAAAGCGCUGGUCAACUCGGGCCUAGCCUUUGGGGCCCGCCGAUGGGUUUCCACUCUCGACCGGCAAUGCGAACGACUCGCGAGCCUAAUGGCCAACAACAUUGCAGCAGGGGAUGUCGGUGUUAUAUCGUCCCCGGAGGGUAGGAAGAGCAUGCUGAAGCUGGCGGAGAGGAUGGUGAUGAGCUUCUGCACGGGCGUUGGGGCAUCGACAGCUCACACGUGGACGACACUUUCCGGGAGUGGUGCGGACGAUGUUCGGGUGAUGACUAGGAAGAGCAUGGACGAUCCAGGCAGGCCACCCGGGAUUGUGCUAAGUGCUGCAACCUCGUUCUGGCUUCCGGUCCCACCUAAGAGGGUGUUCGACUUCCUUAGGGACGAGCACUCGCGAAGCGAGUGGGAUAUUCUGUCGAACGGCGGCCUUGUUCAAGAAAUGGCACACAUUGCCAACGGACGUGAUCCGGGGAACUCCGUCUCUUUGCUGCGUGUCAAUAGCGCGAACUCGAGUCAGAGCAAUAUGCUGAUAUUGCAAGAGAGCAGCACGGACUCGACCGGUUCGUAUGUCAUUUAUGCUCCAGUUGAUAUCGUGGCUAUGAAUGUUGUCUUGAGUGGUGGAGACCCGGAUUACGUGGCCCUUUUGCCGUCGGGCUUUGCUAUACUUCCUGACGGGCCCACUAACCCGGUGGGCCCGGUUCCUGAUGUUGGGUCGGGCGGGUCAUUGCUGACUGUUGCGUUUCAAAUACUGGUCGACUCUGUUCCUACGGCCAAGCUUUCUUUGGGUUCGGUGGCGACUGUGAAUAGCCUCAUCAAAUGCACGGUCGAGCGGAUCAAAGGUGCCGUCUUGUGUGAAGGGGCCGAUAGAAGGAUGUUUACGGUAGGAUCGUGAAAGAAAGGGGAGAAGUCAAGAACGCACCUUGCGUGUGUCCUUGCUUUGUGGUGUUUAUCGACAGAUAUUCACCACAAGGCAAGGGUAAUGGGUUCGGGUAUUGACUCUACCCACAUUUGUAGUAAGGACCAAGUAAACAAAAGACCUUAUUUUGUCAGAAUUGUAAUGGGACAAACCUAUGUAUGUUUUGGUUUUGCACAAGGUUCAGUGUCAUGUGUUGUGUUGGUUAGCAUUAAUUUGCUCCUUUUGUCAUUAGGAAGAUGUUUAGCAUUACAGUGAUUUGUAGACUGAUAACUAUGGAUCCUCAAGCUCUUUUCUAAUCAAUUAAUGGUGUUCUGUUUUGA